Molecule: messenger RNA, 1833 nt
Organism: Spirodela intermedia
Lineage: Eukaryota; Viridiplantae; Streptophyta; Magnoliopsida; Alismatales; Araceae
Source: the annotation of a GenBank genome assembly
AUGCGGUUACCCUCCGCAGCAGCUCUCUGCCGGAACCUCAGAGCUUCCCCCACAUCGCCGGUGGCCGAAACCAGCCCGAGGAGAGCGGCGGAGCAGAACUGCCUGGCCCUUCUCGAGUCCUGCAGCUCCCCGUCUUCCCUCCAUCAAACUCUAGCCCAACUCCUCAAGUCCGGCCUUCAGGGCAACCCCUUGGUGCUCACCAAGUUCACCGCCACCUGCGCCGCGGUCGGCAGCGGCCUCGACGCCGCCGUCUCCCUCCUCUUCUCCCCCGGCGCCGCCACCCACCUUCGCGACGUCUUCCUCUUUAACACCCUUAUCCGAGCCCACGCCCAGUCCCGCGAUUCCUGCCCCGAUGCUGUCUCCUUCUUCUCCCUCAUGCUCCGCCAUGGCGUCUCCCCCAACAAGUUCACCUUCCCGUUCCUCCUCAAGGCCUGCGCCGGCCAUGGCAGCGUCGCUGUGGGCAUGCAGGCCCACGCCUCCGCCGCCAAGCACGGCUUCGCCGGAGACCCAUAUGUGAUGAACACCCUCAUCCACAUGUACGCCAGCUUCGGGAUCGACACAGUGAGCUCUGCCCGGAAUCUGUUCGACUCAAUGCCGAACACAAGCUCGGUCUCAUGGAGCGCCAUGAUCGGUGGCUAUGUCCGGUGCGGCCUCUGCAACGAGGCGGUGGCGCUCUUCCGCAGAAUGCAGGUCGCCGGCGUCCCUCCAGACGAGGUCACCCUCAUCAUCGUCCUCUCCGCCUGCGCUGACUUGGGCGCCCUCGAGCACGCCAGGUGGAUCGGCACCUACAUAGACAGGGAGAGCGUCCCGAAGACUCUGGAGCUCUGCAACGCCCAGGUGAACGCCCUCGCCAAGUGCGGCGACAUUAAAGGUGCCGUCAAGCUUUUCGAUCUCAUGCCGCAGAAGAGCAUCGUCUCGUGGACCUCGGUGAUCGACGGUCUCGCCAUGCACGGCCAUGGCAGAGAAGCCGUCGCUGUCUUUGAAAGGAUGAAGAAAUCCGGCGUGGCCCCCGACGAUGUCACCUUCAUCGGCGUGCUCUCGGCCUGUAGCCAUGCCGGCAUGGUCGACGAAGGCUGCCGCUACUUCGCCGCCAUGAAAGAACAGCACUGCAUCGACCCGAAGAUCGAGCACUACGGCUGCAUGGUGGACCUGUUCAGCCGGGCGGGCCUUCUCGAGCGGGCGGUGAGCUUCAUCAGAUCGAUGCCGAUCGAGCCCAAUCCGAUCAUUUGGCGGACCCUCGUCGGCGGGUGCCGCCUCCACGGCCAUGGCGGCGCAGGCGAGAGCCUGUCCAUGCAGCUGAUAGCGGAGGAGCCCGCCCACAGCUCGAACUACGUCCUGCUCUCGAACGUCUACGCCAUGAGGAGACAGUACGAGAAGAAAUUCGAGGUCCGGAGGAGGAUGAGCGAGAAGGGUAUCAGGAAGGUGCCUGGUUGUAGCAUGCUGGAACUCGGAGGCGAGAUUCAUGAGUUUGUGGCCGGCGACAGCUCCCACCCGCAGCACGGGGAGAUCAUGGCGAUGGUGGAGGAGGUGGACCGGCGGCUGCGGCGGGCAGGCUACGUGCCGGCCACUGCCGAGGUGCUGCUGGAUGUGGACGAGGAGGACAAGGAGGGCGCGCUGUGCCGGCACAGCGAGAGGCUGGCCAUCGCCUUUGCGCUGCUGCGGACGGCCCCCGGCACGGCCAUCCGGGUGGUGAAGAACCUGCGCGUCUGUGGCGACUGCCAUGAAGUUACCAAGCUCAUCUCCGAGCUCUACUGCAGGGAGAUCAUGGUGAGGGACCGGACCCGCUUCCACCUCUUCAGAAACGGCUCCUGCUCCUGCAGGGACUUCUGGUGA